AUUACCGAUGCAUGGCUCAUCACAAACUUCGUAUACAACCACACCUGGUUAUUAGCCGCAAUGCGCGAAAGGUGUGGUGGGGAUAUAGUGCGCCCCGAGGCGACGCGGUUUGCCACAAAUUAUAUUGCCUUAAGUAGCCUUCUUAAACACAAACAGGGGUUACGAGAGCUUUUCGCCUCUCAUGAUUACGAAGAAUGGAAAAAGAGGUUGACGAAAGCGACCUACCACAUCGAGGAACUACUGCUGGAAAAUUCAUUUUGGGAUCGAAUGCACGUUGUUGUGGGUAUUCUAGAGCCCAUUUAUGUGGUGUUGAGGAUGGUGGACAAUGAGACAAAUCCAUCGAUGGGGUCACUGUAUCCGUCCAUACAGCUGAUGAAAGAGGCCAUCAUGGUUAAAGCUCCCAAUGCGUAUAAUUGGGUGCAUGCAAUAAUAGACAACCAUUGGGAAAAGACGCUUUCUCACCCACUACAUCAGGCCGCGUAUUUCUUGAAUCCCAAAUACCACUACAGCCGGAAUCUCUUCAAAGAUAAUUCCUUAAAGAGGGCUGUAAAUGAGGUAUACGAUCACUUAUUCUCCGACUGUCAGGGGAAAGGCACCUUUGGUAGUGAGGUAAAUAUGUUCUGCACUUACAUUCUCAUUAUCUUCAUCUCAACCAUUCAAUACUUAUUCUGGGUUGCUAUACGCCAUCAACAGAUUGUUAAAUUUCGCAACGCGGUUGGAAUGUUUGGGUGCCACCUUGCAGUGAAGUCAAGGAACACCAUGAUGGCAUGCGAAUGGUGGUCCAUGUAUGGGACUGACUGUGAGACGUUACAAUGACUGGCUAUCCGUGUGCUUGCACAGACGGUGUCCUCGUCACCCUGUGAAAGGAAUUGGAGUACAUUCUCCCUCAUCCAUACAAAUAAACGUAAUAGACUAAGGUAUGAGAGGCUUCAGAAGCUAGUGUAUUGUCACUACAAUAUGAAGUUACGAGAGAGGCUGCUCUACACGGAAGGAAGAAGAAAAGCGUGGGAAGACCCACUGGACCUGAUGACGGUCGGACAACAUGCAUAUGCUGAGGAUGUGGAGGGUGACCCAGUUUACCAAUGGGUUAGGUCAGAUGACUUGGAUACCUCAGAUGGGCGAUCAGAGCCACAUGUUGCGGCGGAAGCAGAGACACAAGGGAUUGAUGUUAAUGCACAUGUGGAGCAACAAAGGUCUCCUGUUAAGGCAUUCGACCCAUUGACGAGGAGACCGGAGGGCAGCCCGUGGCAGUC
Messenger RNA from Magnolia sinica, 1253 nucleotides. RefSeq lists its product as uncharacterized. Lineage: Eukaryota; Viridiplantae; Streptophyta; Magnoliopsida; Magnoliales; Magnoliaceae. The record is from RefSeq and is a predicted model, not a curated record. The transcript has 3 exons. Bases 61 to 816 code for a protein of 251 amino acids.